Molecule: messenger RNA, 1332 nt
Organism: Aegilops tauschii subsp. strangulata
Lineage: Eukaryota; Viridiplantae; Streptophyta; Magnoliopsida; Poales; Poaceae
Product: DNA damage-repair/toleration protein DRT102
Biological process (GO): carbohydrate metabolic process
Molecular function (GO): isomerase activity
Source: RefSeq, a predicted model, not a curated record
AUGGGCCGAUCGAGUUCUCAUUUCUCAUUCGUGUCCAUCUCAUCAAGAAAGAAAAAGGUCCACUUGCGGUCGUCGUCUUGCUUAGUUCGGCCCGGCUGCCUUUGCUCGCUGUCGCCGCUCGCCACUGUAGUCUUCUGCUCCGCAUCCAAAUCUCGAGCUCCCAAAUCUCAGAUCGAACAUCGCAAGUCAACCGCUAUCGCCGAUGGCCGCCUCUCUGCCUCCGCCGGCAGCCGCCAUUUCAAGAUCUUCGCGGCCGCCGACGGCUUCGGCGAGCCGCUCAAGGACGCAGUCGUCGCGCACCUCCGCGCCCACCCCUCCGUCGCCGACGUCGUCGACCUCGGCGUCGACAAGUACUACGCCGCCGCCGCGGCCGUCGCCCGCGGCGUCUCCUCCUCGGCCCCCGACCCCGCGCUCGAGUCCCGCGGCGUCGUCGUCUGCGGCACCGGCGCCGGCGUCACCAUCUUCGCCAACAAGUACCCCGGCGUGUACGCCACCCACUGCAGCUCCGCCGCCGACGCCGUCAACACCCGCUCCAUCAACGCCUGCAACGUCCUCGCCCUCUCCGGCAUGGCCACCCCGCCCGAGGCCGCGUUCGCCAUCGCCGACGCCUGGCUCGCCACCCCCUUCCGCGCCCCCUGCCCCGCGUCCGGCGACGCCCCUUGGCCGGAGGACAUUCAGAAGUUCCUCGAUGCUGCCCCCGGUGAGAUGGCCUCCAUCCCCGAGGGACCGGCAGCCCCUCCUGCGCCUGACUCCGCCUGCGCCAUCUGUUGCCUGAGGAAGGGGAUGGAGUUCGAGCCGGUGGACAUCAUGCCCGGCGGCGAGAUGCGGAUUGUGCGCGAGAGCCCCACUUCGGCCUACGUCCGGUUCAAAGCUGGAAGCGUGGAGCCGGCCCACCACCACACCUUCGGCCACGACCUGGUGGUGAUCAAGGGCAAGAAGAAGGUGUGGAACUUGACCAAGAAGGAGAGCUAUGGCCUGGUCGAUGGGGACUUCCUGUUCACGCCUGCUGGGGACGUGCACCGCGUCAAGUACUUGGAGGACACGGAGUUCUUCAUCCGCUGGGAUGGGCACUGGGACAUAUUCCUCGAUGAAGACCUCGAGACCGCACGCAAUGCCAUCGAUGCAGAGCUCGGUGUGGUUGACAGUGAGAAGUGAGGAGGUUUGUGAAGGUUCUAUCUUGUGCUUCCACCUUUUUUUCUCCAUCGAUGCAGAGUUCAGUGUACAAUGUUUGUUGCUGGUGCUGGUUCUGGUGACAUCUUUUCAAAUAUGUAUGUUUGCUGGAUGCUGUGCCAUGCUUUGUCGAAUAAAAUGGUGAUACUGGUUGGAAUGCUA